GACAACCGUAAAUUUCAAACUUCCGCACACGAAAACGAAAACACGAAAGCAGCAAAUGUUACUUAUUUCAAGUAUCACUGUUUUCUAAUGUAUUUCUAAUAAUUUAAGAUUGAAUUAUGUGGUCAUUCUUUUCAAGAGAUCCCACGAAAGAUUUUAGUUAUGAAAUAAGUCCUGAAAAAGUACCUGGUUUAGAUGACAAGUCAAUUUGGACUUUACACAAAGGAAAGAAAAAGGGAUCUGGUGAUCCAGUGUCUGUGUUUGCUUUUGAUGUCAAAGCAAAUAGUGAAUCUCAAGUUCAAAUUGCUAAAGCUUCCUUUAAAAGAAUAAAGACACUGAGACAUCCAAACAUUUUAACAUUUCUGGAUGGAAUUGAGACAGACAAAGUAAUUUACUUCGCUACAGAACCUGUGACACCAUUAGAAACAUAUAUCAGAGAAUGUUCUAGUGAAGGAUCAACAAAUGAAUUGGCUAUAUCUUGGGGUUUACACCAGGUUGUGAAAGGAUUGUCAUUUCUUAUCAAUGAUUGUAAUUUAAUACACAACAAUGUGUGUAUAUCAUCCAUAUUUGUGGAUUCAGCUGGUGAGUGGAAGCUGGGUGGUGUGGAUUAUAUGUAUCCAGCAUCUGGUCAGGACAGUACACCACCAGUAAAGAUCUUGCCAAUGUUAGAAAAAUAUGAUCCUCCUGAAAAAAUAGAUUUAAGGAAAGGAAUGAUGGCCAAAAAAUGGUCAUCAGACAUGUGGGGAGUAGGUUGUUUGAUAUGGGAAGUAUUCAAUGGUCCUUUACCACAAACUUCAUCAUUAAAAGCAUUUGGCAAAAUUCCAAAAUCUCUAGUUCCCAACUAUUGCGAAUUAGUUAGUGCUAAUCCCAACACAAGACCAAACCCAGCCAAGUUAAUACAAGUCUGUAGAAGUACCAAAGGUGUGAUGCAUAAUUCAUUUGUUGAUACCAUGUUAUUUUUGGAAGAAAUCCAGAUUAAAGAAAAGACAGAGAAAACGAACUUUUUCAGUAAAUUAACUCCAUGUUUAGAUUCAUUCCCUCCAUCAUUCUGUAAGAAUAAAAUCCUUCCACAAUUGUUAAAUGCAUUUGAGUAUGGUGAUGCUGGUUCUUCAGUAUUAGCUCCAUUAUUUAAGAUAGGAAAACUGUUAGAUAUGGACGAGUAUCAGAAGAAGAUAGUUCCAUGUGUGGUUAAAUUAUUCUCUUCAACAGAUAGAGCUACUAGGGUCAAAUUGUUACAACAGAUUGAUUCCUUUGGUGAAUUUUUACAACCAGAUACAGUUAAUAACCAGAUAUUCCCUCAGAUAAGUCAUGGUUUCUCAGAUACAAAUCCUGUAGUCAGAGAAAGUACUGUAAAGGCAAUGUUACAGUUAGCUGCAAAGUUGAAUUAUAAAAACUUAAAUGAAGAAUUGAUGAAACACUUUGCAAGGUUACAGGCCAAAGAUGAUCAGGGAGGUAUUAGGACAAACACAACAGUAUGUCUGGGUAAAAUAGCAGGGUACCUUAGUCCCAAUAUUAGACAGAAGAUUAUCACCUCUGCCUUCUUACGAGCUUUACGAGAUCCCUUCCCUGCAGUCAGACAGGCAGGUAUCUUAGGUAUGGCAGCUACACAGAAUUAUUUUCUUCUCAAAGAAGUUUCAGUCAGGUUACUGCCAGCUUUAUGUACUGCGACGAUGGAUCCUGAAAAAAGUGUCCGUGAUCAAGCCUUCAAAGCUAUCAAAGGUUUUAUAUCAAAGUUGGAAAAGGUAUCAGAAAAUCCUGACUUACUGGAAGAGAUGGAAAAGGAUGUAAUGUCUGGUGGUUCACCAUCAAGUAUUGCAGCAGGAUGGGCUGGUUGGGCUGUUACUGGUGUUUCCUCCUUAACUUCUAAAAUAUACAGCAAAGCUAGAGCUAAAAAUCCACAAGCAGGUGAAAAUCCUUCAUUAUCAGGAACAGCACAAAGUUCUACUGCAGAAUUAACCAAACCUACAGUUCAAACUAAAUCAGAACCGGAACCAGUUCAAACUAAUCUUACUGAGCCAGUGGAAGCAGAUGAAGGGGCAGGAUGGGAUGAUGAAGAUUGGGGUGAUAUUGAUACAAGUCCUGUUUCCAGUCCAGCAGUUACAUCUACAACAGCCACUAUUGGUGUCAGUGGUGAUAACUCUGGGUGGGACAAUGGUGAUGAUGAUGACAACUGGGGAAGUCUAGAGGAGACACCAUCUCAAAUGCAAUAUAAGCCAGCUCCCAGUGGAUCUCAUGCAUUAAAACUAGAGCAUAAACCACAGAAAUCAGACAGGAAUACUGAAGAUGAAUUUCUGUCAACUGAAGAUAGUGGUUUACCUCAAGCCAGCUCCUAUACCUGGGGAGAACCUCAACAAGAUGACUUCUUUGCUUCAGCAAUGGGUUUACCUACAAAAAAGCCAACAAAUCUUUCGAAAUCAACAGCCAGUGCUUCUAGUGGCAAUUCUAGGUUGAGUCCAGCCCCAGCUGCUGGAAGUUCUGGAUCAAGUCCAGCAAGGGUAACCAGCAAUAUAAACUCUAGUCAAGACAAAUCUGAAGGUUGGGAUGUAGAAGACACAGGGUGGGAGGAUGAUUCAUGGAGUGAUACUAAAGUAACAAACAAAUCUGUGACAUCAGUGACUUCUAAUAGUAAACAAUCUAGUGUAAAAGCAAACAGUGAUAGUGCAUCAUGGGAAGAUUCAGGUGGAGGCUGGGAGGACAGUGGAUGGGGUUCAUUUAAUGAUUCAACUAAAAGUGAUGUAGGAAAUAGGGAAGAAAAAAGGUUGCAACGACAAAAAGAACUUCAACAAAAGAGAGAGGCACGAAAGGCUCGUGGUGGAUUGAAACUUGGAGCCAGAAAAUUUGCUGCAGACUGAGAUUAUAGUAUUUAUGAAGUCAUAAUGUAAUAAAUUAUUUAUGAAAUAA
Messenger RNA from Mytilus californianus (California mussel), 2898 nucleotides. RefSeq names its product N-terminal kinase-like protein. The coding region runs from base 117 to 2849 and encodes 910 amino acids. Gene Ontology annotation, biological process: protein phosphorylation. The transcript has 20 exons. Gene Ontology annotation, molecular function: ATP binding; protein kinase activity. The record is from RefSeq and is a predicted model, not a curated record. Lineage: Eukaryota; Metazoa; Mollusca; Bivalvia; Mytilida; Mytilidae.